GUCAUAAAGGAUAUUUUUUAGUGUUGGUGUUCUGAUAAUAAUGAUCUCAGUUUUGUCAAUGUUCAGUUUUUAAAAGUUUGAGUUAAGCCAUCCUUUUAUUUCAUUGACACAGCAGAUCUACAAGCUGUAUAGAUUUGGAUAUCAUCAGCAUAACACUGGUAACCGAAACUGUGGUGGCGGAUAAGUUGACCCAAAGUGUGUAUGUAUAUAUGUGUAUAUAUAAAUAUUGAAUAGUAGAAGUCUAAAAACCGAUCCCUGAGGGACACCUAAUUUCAGAGAUACAGUAGGCGACUAAUAAUCCUGCAUAGAAAUGAUAAACUAUCAGUCACAUAUGAAGUAAGCCAGGAAAGAGCAGCACCCGUGACACCAAAAUCCGAGAGGCGAGAGAGUAGUUAGUCAUGACAGACCUGAACCAAGCUCAAGUAAUAGAAGAAUAGAAAGAGAACCGGAGUCGCUAGAGAGUAAUCGGUCAUUGACAACCCUUACGAGGGCAGUUUCAGUACUAUGAAGAAGAUGAAAGCCAGAUUGAAAGAUGGUCAAAGAGAUUAUUUUGAGCAAGGAAAGAUUGGAGCUGAGAGGCAACAGUACUUUCCAGUAUUUUGCAAAUUAAAGGUAAAUUAGAGGAGGAAAUUAGAAAGAACAGCAGGGUCCAAGGCGGGUUCUUUAAGAACUGGAGUCACUGCCGCAGUUUUAAGGGUGUAGAUGGAGAGAUGCAGAAGCUAAAGAUCUGUUUAUGAAGUGAGAAACAGGUGCAGAAAGGAUAGAAUGACAGGGUUUGAGGGGAAAUGUAGGAGCAGCAUCAAGGGGGAAAGAGCCGCGGGGAAGAAAAUGCCACACCUCUUUUACCUCGUAUUAAUGCCAGAUUUUUUGUGUACUGUGUCUUGUUUUAUCGGAAGUAUUAACAAUGCUGCUUAAUAUACAGCUAAUUUAUAAUGAAUCAAAUGGAGUCUCCUCUCCGUGCACGGAUCUGUAUACGUCAGUGCGGUUCUGCCUCAGGUUGGCAUGACUCCCACUAGCUAGCUUGCUCAGAACGAACAGGUUUGUGGCGACGACUAGCCAACACCCGAAAGCAUUUGAAACACAGUGUGAGCAGGGGGUGACCAGACCAGUGAGAGGUAUGAUCACCAGUAAGAUGAAACAGGUGUUCCUGGGGUUCCUGGUGGAUCCAAAGAGGGAUAUGUCAGCCAAACAUCAAACACAGCAAAAGGAGGCAGCACAGAAUCAGACAGAGGACAUGCACUCAUGCAUUGACUCAAGGUCAGUCAGAUGUGCUCCAGUUCUCAUUAUGGACACCAAAGAUCCUGAAGCGGGGAUGCUGCACGGCCACUCCGCCGUCGGCCUGGAGACGCGCGGACAGAGGAAGCUGCUGGCGCUGCUCUUCGCUCACGGCAUCCUGACGUGCGCCUGCGCCGCGCUCUGCACGUACACGCUCUACAAGGUCCAGCGCACAGAGGAAGCUCUGCAUAAAACACCACUUCCUGAGGACAAAGGGAUAUACCUGAACAUGCAGAAAGAUCUGAAAUUCAGCACUUACUUGAACUUCACUGUUGUCUGGAACAAUAGUCUGACGCUUGAGCAUGGCAGUGAGGUGAUGGUUCCCCUUGCAGGCCCCUACGUUUUCUACAUCUGUGCUCUUGUGAAAGGGCAUGGCACCAAAGGCAACUUGACCCUGUCACAGGGGCACACAAAUAUCUCCUUUGAACUGUCAGCCCAGUCAGGCACGCGGUGUGUGAGACAGCAGAGAGUGAUCAGCCUCUACGAAAAGGAGAAGAUCACCUUCAGUUUCAGAAACACGUAUGACCCAUAUCUCUUCCUGCAGGUCCUCAAGGUAGGCCUACACUACUUGCUGGGAGCCCAAGACUUUGAUACUCCAGAAUAUGACCCACAUGCCUAAAGGAAUUAUUAUAAUAUAAGGUUUUCCAUACCCUACUCAAGAUAAAACACAAGGGGAAAUGGUUUGGAUUAUUUCUUAUUAACACUGGACAUUUGUCUCAUAGUUAGUCAGGAAAUUUCCUUGGUGUUAAGGUGGUAGCAGGUUGAAAGUCUCAUUGUCUGUUGCUUUUAGUUACUCUGGACUGAUAGAUGCCUGUGAGGCCAAAGAAGACAAUAACAACACAUUAUUAUGUGGAAAUGGGAAAAGAUGCUUUCUACACAGAAAACAGUUUUUUUUUCUUUAAAAAAAUGUAUCUGUGUCAGAUUUGAAGUUUGUAUUAGCAGUAGCUCUAAUUUACUGACACAGCUUAUAUGACGCAGUGACACAUCUGCAUCAUAUUGUUACAGUAUGUAAAUUAAUCUAUUGGUAUGGGUUUCUUUUAUCAGAAAAUAUUCCUAGAUUGAAUUUGCAAUUAAUACAAGACGUCCUGUUAGGAACUAUUUAUAAUCUGGGAAUGCUUGAAAAUUGCAAGAAAAUAAUGCAACAAAGCCAUGCCAUAAUGUAUUCUAUAAUAGAAAAUAUGUGAGUUGAUAACAUGUUGUAUGAAAGUUUAUACAUAUAUAAAUUGGUGAAUGUAUUUUGGAUUUUAUAUUUAAUACUGUUGGCUUGCCUACUGAUUUUUAGGCUGUUUUAAGCUAUGCAAUAAUAAUCACUAUAAUAAUCAAUGUGAUGAUAAUGUUAAAAUGGCAGUGUUCUCAAUGUUUAUUUUAUGAUUUAUGGGUUUAUUUACAAAAAAUAAUAUAACUGGUAAUAAAACCCACAAAGUGCCUGAAAACUUGGAAGGAAAUAUUUAAAAUAACUGAGCACUUGUAAAACAUCACUAAUUGCAUGUCCCAUUUGAUCAAAAAUUUUUAUACCAUUUGUUGUAUCUGGCAGUACUUUAUUUACAUAGCAAAGUUUGCACCUCAUGUUAUGUGAGCCUAAUCUAUUGUGUGUUAGAGGGUGUGGGGAUGUUUUGUAUUGUAUUAAAUAAAUUAAAUGGUUUAAGAUC
This is a messenger RNA of Ictalurus furcatus (blue catfish), 2924 nucleotides long. RefSeq lists its product as uncharacterized. Lineage: Eukaryota; Metazoa; Chordata; Actinopteri; Siluriformes; Ictaluridae. The record is from RefSeq and is a predicted model, not a curated record. Bases 1118 to 1894 code for a protein of 258 amino acids. The transcript has 6 exons.